ACUCUGCAACUAGGUCUUAAAUGUAGAGUAACUAUAGCAAAUGGAAGAAAUGGUGACAUAAAAGAGCUGAACACAAGAUUUCAAAGGGUGGCUCGAGAACACAAAAUAAAGUAUUAUAAUGAAAUGUGCAAAGAUCUGGAGUUAGAAAAGAAAAUACUGGUCAUUUCUAAAGCUGAAGGAAAAAUUCAAGCCUUGAGUUGCAAUUUUGAAGGACUUUAUAGGCAAAAUAUUGAAUGACACUGGAAGCAUCAAAAGAAGGUGGAAGGAAUACACAGUCACUCUACUAAAAAGAAUUGGUCGACAUUCAACCAUUUCAGGAGGUAGCAUAUGAUCAGGGACUGAUGGUAUUAAAGCAAGAAGUCCAAGCUUCACUGAAGGCAUUGGCAAAACCAAGACUCCAGGAAUUGAAGGAACACCAAUGGAGAUGUUUUAACAAACAGAUGCAAUGCUGGAAGUGCUCACUUGUCCAUGCCCAAAAAUUUGGAAUACAGCUACCUGGUCAACCAAGUGGAUGAAAUCCAUGUCUGUUCCCAUUCCAAAGAAAGGCAAUCCAAUAGAAGGUGGAAAUUAUUGAACAAUAUCAUUAAUAUCACAUGCAAGUCAUUCCAAAGCAGUUGCAGCAGUACACCAGCAAGGAACUGCCAGAAAUUCAAGCCAAAUUCAGAAGAGGACAUGGAAUUAGGGGUAUCACUGCUGAUGUCAGAUGGAUCUUGGCUGAAAGCAGAGAAUGCCAGAAAGAUGUUUACCUGUAUUUUAUUGACUAUGGAAAGUCAUUUGUCUGUGUGGAUCAUAACAAAUUAUGGAUAACAUUGGGAAGACGGGGAAUUGCAGAAAACUUAAUUGUGCUCAUGAGGAACCUGAAUGUAAACCAAGAGUGAGUCAUCUGAACAGAGUAAGGGGAUACUCUGUGGUUUGAAAUCAAGAUAGGUGUGCGUCAGGGUUGUAUCCUUUCACCGUACUUACUCAAUCUGUAUCCUGAGCAAAUAACCCAAGAGUGGACUAUAUGAAGAAGAACCAGCCAUCAAGACUGGAGGAAGACCCAUUAUCAACUGCUAUAUGCAGAUGACACUACUUUCCUUGCUGAAAGCAAAGAGGACUCGAAGCAGUUACUGAUGGAGAUCAAAGACUACAGCCUUCCUUAUGCAUUAACAUCUCAACGUAAAGAAAACAAAAAUCCUCACAACUGGACCAAUAAACGACAUCAUAAUAAAUGAAAAGAAAUAUUGAAAUUCUCAAGGAUUUCAUUUUACUUGGAACCACAGCCAACACCCAUGGAAGCAGCAGUCAAGAAAUCAAACGGCAUAUUGCAUUGGACAAAUCUGCUGCAAAAGACCUCUUUAAAGUGUUGAGAAGUAAAGAUGUUACAUUGAGGACUAAGGUACGCCUGACCCAAGCCAUGAUACUUUCAGUUGCUUCAUAUGUAUGCAAAAGCUGGACAAUGAAUAAGGAAGACCAAAGAAGAAUUGAUGCCUUUGAAUUAUGCUGUUGGCAAAGAAUAUUGAAUAUACUAUGGACUGCCAAAAAAAGCAAAAACUCCAUCUCGAAAGAAGUACAGCCAGAGUGCUCCUUGCAAGUAACGAUGGCACGACUUCAUCUCCCUUGCUUUGAACAUGUUAUCAGAAGGGAUCAGUCCCUGGAGAAGGACAUCAUGCUUUGUAAGGCAGAGCAUCAGUGAAAAAGAGAAAGACCCUCAGUGAGAUGGAUGGGCACAGUAGAUGCAACAAUGGGCUCAAACAUAGCUAUGAUUAGUUGCUCAAAUUCAAAAUAAGGAGGACAUUUCCAUUUUGGACAAAUGCAACUUCUCAGUUCUUCCUGAACCAGGUGUUCCUGUUCCCUCCUGUCUUAAAAAAUGUAACUUCCUUCAUAGAUAAUUCUUAGGUCAUCAGGAUCUGUAUGUUCAAACAUAAAAAGCAAAAAACCUUUUAAUGUCAGUGGAUAAACAGUUCCUCCUUUCCGCAUAGUUCAAAGAGUGGAGCCACCAAACCACUAGGAGAAGGAGGAAGUUACAAGAUGUUAAAUACUGGGACCAGCUCACCCUGGUUAGCUGAGCCAUCUGACUUCCCAGUCAACAUGAAGGCUCUCCUUAUUCUGGGGCUUCUCUUCCUUUGUGGCACUGUCCACGGUAAGGUCUUUAAAAGGUGCGAGUUGGCCCGAACUCUGAAGCGACAUGGACUGGAUGGCUACAGGGGAAUCAGCCUGGCAAACUGGGUGUGUUUGGCCAAACAUGAGAGUAAUUACAAGACCCGAACUACAAACUAUAAUCCUGGAGACAAAAGCACUGAUUACGGGAUUUUUCAGAUCAAUAGCCGCUACUGGUGUAAUGAUGGCAAAACCCCAAACGCAGUUAAUGCCUGUGGCAUAUCUUGCUACGAUUUACUGCAAGGUGAUAUCACUCAAGCUGUAGCUUGUGCAAAGAGAGUUGUCAGGGAUCCACAAGGCAUUAAAGCAUGGGUAGCAUGGAGAAAACAUUGUCAGAACCGUGAUCUCACUCAGUAUGUUCGAGGCUGUGGGGUUUAACUGCAGAGUUUUCGUUCUUCAGCUCGCUUUUGUCUCUUUUCAUAUUAAGGCAGUAGUAAAUAAGUAAAAGGUCACACUACUUUUCUUUCCCUUUCAAACAAGGAACUUUUUUUACAGAAGCAGGAGCAAAAUAUUGCCUUUCUCCUAAGGCUUAGUGAUUAAUAACAUGUACUAUUUGAUUAUGGGUAUUUGACUUUACACCUACAGCAUUUUUCAGUUUGCGUCAAAGAACUAAUGCUGGUAGAAAUGAAUCUAAAGCCUUGGUUAGAAAUACAUCUCCGAUAUAUUCAGUUCGUUAACAAAGAAAUAACCCCGACUUAAACUGGAUAAUACAGUUAGUCCACAAUAUUAGAUAAAAAUGUAAUAGAAGAUCUCUCAAAAUAAACUGACCUCAGGCAGAAUCCCAACUGCGUAGGCAUACAAUGCCUCCAACUGUUCAGUCAUCUCCAAAUGAGACAGCCACUCUUUGUUGGACAAUCUCAAAUUUAAAAAGGUACAGAACGCCAAAUGGCUAAAGUGGAGAUUGCCUGAAUGAAUAAUUUUGUUUUCAUGAAGUGUGUGACCUUUGGUUGAAAUUUUUUCUGAAAAAUAUUGCUUUUAUGCAGCUUUACAAAUAGACUCACAAUUUCAAUCUAUUUUAGUCCUUUAAAAACCUGUCCUAUCUUGAGCUGUAAACUUCCACUUAAAGCACAAUAAAAAAAAAAAAUUUAA
This is a messenger RNA of Loxodonta africana (African savanna elephant), 3228 nucleotides long. Its product is annotated as lysozyme C-like. Lineage: Eukaryota; Metazoa; Chordata; Mammalia; Proboscidea; Elephantidae. Gene Ontology annotation, molecular function: lysozyme activity. Gene Ontology annotation, biological process: defense response to Gram-positive bacterium; defense response to Gram-negative bacterium. The record is from RefSeq and is a predicted model, not a curated record. The coding region runs from base 2011 to 2517 and encodes 168 amino acids. The transcript is spliced from 5 exons.